This is a messenger RNA of Mercenaria mercenaria, 816 nucleotides long. RefSeq lists its product as uncharacterized. Gene Ontology annotation, molecular function: nucleic acid binding. The record is from RefSeq and is a predicted model, not a curated record. Bases 1 to 816 code for a protein of 271 amino acids. Gene Ontology annotation, biological process: DNA integration. NCBI's taxonomy places the organism in Eukaryota, Metazoa, Mollusca, Bivalvia, Venerida, Veneridae. The transcript has a single exon.
AUGAAGGAAAAGGAGAACCUUUCAACCAUCCCCAGAGACGCUGUUAAAGCAGUUAUCCAAUCAGCUCUUACUGAUGGUGCUUUAAGUGACUCCCUCUCUAUGCCCGAUGAUGUAACUUCAAACGAACAGUCAGAUUCGAUUCCAGAUGACUUAUUGUACAGUUAUAGUUUGUCGUCUAAAGAUUGGAAAAAGGCCCAAAAACAGGAUCAAUUGAUUAGUACAAUAAUUGACCAUCUUAACAAUGGUACCAAACCGGCUAAGCCAGAUGGACCAAUGCAUGCAUAUACAAGGGAUUGGUUAAAACUAAUCCUUAAAGAUGGUGUACUAUUUCGAAAAUCACUUGUUAAUGGACACGAAAGACUACAGUUAGUCUUGCCUACCAAUCUGCGAAUCGAUAUCUUUGAAGCUCUGCAUAACGAUUUGGGCCACCAGGGUAGAGACCGAACAACGUCACUAUUUAAAGAAAGAUUUUACUUUCCAGGUCUAGAUACAUUUGUGGCGGACCAAGUUAGAAACUGUGGAAGGUGCAUUAGAAGGAAAAGUCUUUCUUCUAAAGCUGAACUUGUCCCGAUACAGUCUUCGGCACCAAUGCAAGUCGUCUGUUUGGAUUUCUUGUCCUUGGAGAGAAGCAAAGGAGGCUUUGAGGAUAUCCUGGUCAUAACGGACCACUUCAGUCGUUAUGCACAGGCAUAUCCUACCAGGAACCAAACAGCAAGGACAACAGCCAAGAUUCUUUUUGAGAAUUUCAUACUGCAUUAUGUUUUCCGGCGUCCAUCCAUAGCGACCAGGUCCGAACUUCGAGUCUCGUCUGAUUAA